UAUAUAUAUUUGGUAGUGUACACGAAUAAAAAAAACGUGGUAAAACGUGUGCCCGACAAAUAUGACAUGUUUUUAUUCUAAAUUUCAUCCGAAGCAACAACAACAACAACAACGAUUUCAAAUGGCUUUCAAUCAAUUUAUGCAUCCUCGUAAUAUUUACCGCCAAAAACCUGUUUAUGAACAAUUGGCUCGUGAAUAUUCUGAUUUUGCUAAUCAUGUUUAUCGUGAUGAAAAAGGAAAAGUUCAUAUUGAUUAUGGUGAUAUUGGUGCAUUACGAUCAUUGACACAAACAUUAUUGAAAAAAGAUUUUCAUUUAAAUGUUCAAAUACCCGAACAAAGACUGGUACCAACAUUGCCUAUGCGUUUGAAUUAUAUUCUUUGGAUCGAAGAUCUUCUUGAACAUUGUCGUUUAUGUUAUCAAAUCAAAGCGAUCGAUAUUGGUACUGGUUCGUGUGCCAUUUUUCCAUUAUUAGCAACAACUUUAAAUCCUGAAUGGAGAUUUAUUGCCACUGAAAUUGAUCCAAUUAAUUUGGAUUAUGCUAAUAAAAAUGUUCAAAAUAAUAAUUUGAAUAAUAGAAUCACAAUUUAUGAUAAUCAUAAUAUUGAUACAAUCUUCAAACAUCUCGUACAAAAUUGUCAUUUCACUUUUGUAAUGACUAAUCCACCGUUUUUCGAUGAUACGUUCAAUGAUUCAUUUGAAGAUAUUGCUACGAAACCAAAUGGCCAUAAAACAUCAUUUCAUUGGCGAAAAAUGAAUUCUGCAUCCACUGAUGAAGCUAUUUGUGAUGGUGGUGAACUUGCAUUCAUCAAACAAAUUAUGGAUGAAAGUUUUCAGACUAAAAAAUCAAUCGAUCUUUAUACGGUGAUGAUUGGCAGAAAGAAAACAUUUCUUGAAUUGAAAUGUUUGCUUAAAGAUAUGAUUGAAAAUAAAACAUUGGCCAGCUUUGCCCAUACUGAAUUAUGUCAAGGUAAUACAAAACGAUGGGCAUUAGCAUGGACUUUUGAUGAUCGAUACCAAUUAGCUAAUUCACCUAAAAUAAUUCAUUUAAAAUCAAAACCAUUGAUACAUUAUCUGAAUCCAAAUAUGAAAUGUUGUGAUUACGAUAUCCAAUCUAUUGGCAAUUUUAUUGAAAAUUUAUUAUUAAAUGAUUUACAUAUCGAACAAUUUCAGAUGAUCAAACUGAAUAAACGAAUCGAAUUUGAUAUUAAAUCGAAUGAAGCAAAUUGGAAAAAUCAACGCCGUAAACGAAGAGAAAAAUUAUUACAAGAAUCAAUGAAAACGAUGCAUAUAGAUACAGAUGUUUUUAUCGCCACCGGUAAACGGCCAUUAGAUAAUGAUCAGAAUAAUGGUGAUGGUCAGAAUUUGAAAAAAUUUUCUCAAUCAAAUGAAUUAUGUAAAGUAAAUCUAACAUAUUUAUUACAUUGUUCAUUGAUAAUCAAACGUGAUAAACAGGAUAUUGUGAUCAAAAUGGAAACAAAAGAAAUGUCACAGAACAAAUCUGCCACAUAUGAAUUGUUACAAUAUUUUAAAAAUAAAUUAACAUAAAAUUAAAA
This is a messenger RNA of Dermatophagoides farinae (American house dust mite), 1554 nucleotides long. Its product is annotated as U6 small nuclear RNA (adenine-(43)-N(6))-methyltransferase. Gene Ontology annotation, cellular component: nucleus. Gene Ontology annotation, biological process: rRNA base methylation. NCBI's taxonomy places the organism in Eukaryota, Metazoa, Arthropoda, Arachnida, Sarcoptiformes, Pyroglyphidae. The record is from RefSeq and is a predicted model, not a curated record. Gene Ontology annotation, molecular function: 23S rRNA (adenine(1618)-N(6))-methyltransferase activity.